GCGGGACGGCUCUUUGACCAUGGUGGGACCAUCUUCUUCAGCAUCUUCAUGUCCCUGUGGGCAGUGCUGUUCCUGGAGUUCUGGAAGCAGAUCAACGCAUCCCUGGCUCAUCAGUGGGACCGCUCUGAGUCCGAGGACGUCGAGGAGCGGCCACGGCCCCAGUUCACUGCCAUGGCUCCCAUGACGAUAAUAAACCCUAUAACGGGGGCAGAGGAGCCAUAUUUCCCCAAGCGCAGCCGCCUCCACUGGAUUUUGGCGGGUUCAAUGACCACUAUAAUGAUGAUUGCCAUGGUGGUGAUGUUUGUGGUCUCCGUUACCCUCUACUGGGCAGUGGUCGCCAUCCUCCUCUCCAGCUCAGGGUACUUCUGGUUUGUGGCUUCGGCAUCCCGCAUCGCCAGCAUCACCGGCUCAGUGGUGAACCUCAUCUUCAUCCUCAUCCUCUCCAAGAUCUGUAUUUCCCUGGCUCAUUUCCUCACCAAGUGGGAGAUGCAUCGCACCCAGACCAAGCACGAGGACACUUUCACCUUCCAGUUUGUCACCUUCUACUCCUCUCCCGUUUACAUUGCCUUCUUCAAGGGCAAGUUUGUCAGCUACCCUGGGAACUACCUGAGUUUUCUGGGGGUCCGCAACGAGGAGCGCAGCCCGGGUGGGUGCUUCAUGGAGCUGGCACAGGAGCUGCUGGUCAUCAUGGUGGGGAAGCAGAUCUUCAACAACGUGGCCAUCCCGAAGCUGAAGUGCUGGUGGCACAAGAACAAGCUCCUCUCCACCAAGAAGGCGGGCGAGGAGGGGGGAGCUGGUCCUGGUGGAGCAGUGCCCUGGGUGAAGGACCGCCAGCUGCUGGUGUUCCAGGGGCUGUUUGACGAGUACCUGGAGAUGGUCCUGCAGUUCGGCUUCAUCACCAUCUUUGUGGCAGCCUGUCCCCUGGCACCCCUCUUUGCCCUGCUCAACAACUGGGUGGAGAUCUGCCUGGAUGCCCACAAGUUCGUCUGUGACUACCGGCGGCCCGUGGCUGAGCGGGCGCAGGGCAUCGGCAUCUGGCUCUCCAUCCUGGAGGCCAUCGCUCACCUGGCUGUCAUCAGCAAUGCCUUCCUCAUCGCCUUCACCUCUGAUUUCCUGCCCCGCGUGUACUACGAGUACGUCCACGACAGCAGCCUGCGCGGCUAUGUGAACUUCACCUUGGCAUAUGCACCGUGGGACUUUGUCCUGCAGAGCAACACCACGUGCCCGUGGGAGCCCCCCUCCCGCCUCGUCCGGCUUCUCUCCUUGUUUGCUUAG
This is a messenger RNA of Fulmarus glacialis (Northern fulmar), 1275 nucleotides long. Its product is annotated as anoctamin-7-like. Gene Ontology annotation, cellular component: plasma membrane. Gene Ontology annotation, molecular function: chloride channel activity. Gene Ontology annotation, biological process: calcium activated phospholipid scrambling; chloride transmembrane transport. The record is from RefSeq and is a predicted model, not a curated record. NCBI's taxonomy places the organism in Eukaryota, Metazoa, Chordata, Aves, Procellariiformes, Procellariidae.